AUGGGGAUUGCGGGAGCGAGCGAGGAGGCCCUGUCAUCGCCGAGGAAUAGGGUGAAGUUCUUGUGCAGCCACGGCGGGAAGAUACUGCCGAGGCCAUCCGACGGUCUGCUCAAGUACGUGGGUGGCGAGACCCGUGUUGUGGCUGUCCCUCGUAAUGUCACUUUCUCAGAGCUAAUGAAGAAGCUGGCUAGCUUGUUCAACGUGGAAGGUAUCCUCAAGUACCAGUUGGUACCGGAAGACCUUGAUGCCCUAGUCUCUGUCACAUGCGACGAGGACAUCAAGCACAUGCUUACCGAGUACGACCGCCACGAUACCAUGUUAUCAAGGAACAGUGCUGCUCCGAGGCUCCGGGCGUUCUUAUUCCCUUCCAAUCCAGUAGUGAUCGAGAACCACAUCCCUUCCAGAACAGUGGAAACCAAUGUGCUGGAGCAGCGUUACAUAGACGCUAUCAAUGGGUUCGUGAGGACAACUAGCAAUGUGGGCCACCCAGUCUUCAGCAUAUCUUCUUCAGCAGGGUCGCCUAGGUCCACUGGACCAGACACCUACUCCCAUGACUCUAAUAAUAAUGAUGCUACAAUGUAUAAAAGCAGCACCGGAGAUGCAACCGAGCCUAUUAGCCGCUACAAGACCCAAGAGUUUGGAUUGGGUAGGGUUCGCAGCUCCCCAAAUCUACUUAGCACUGCGCAGCAACCCAACCACCAUCAACACCAACGUAUCCAGUCAAGGUUGGGAAGGCAAGCAGGGAAUUUACAGACAGUGCGGAGCGAUAAUUCAAGGUACCAGAUUGGUCAGCUAGCCAGAAGAUACUGCGUACCAAUUGGACACCACCAAGGUGGAAGCAGCGGACGCAUCGGGUACGGACACAUGGAAGGAUCCAGCAGCGUUUACAGGAAUGGUGGAUCCUGAGAUGUAGAGAAACUUUCUUGAAAGUACCGGGAAACAGAAAUGGGGAAGUUCCAUGAGACAGAGAUGUGAGUAGAAAUCAGAGAGAGAAAUAGAGAUGGUGAUCCUUUAUUCAACUGGGCAUAUGUAAAAAAGUAUAACAAAUUAUCUUCUUUUUUGUU
This is a messenger RNA of Magnolia sinica, 1064 nucleotides long. RefSeq lists its product as uncharacterized. NCBI's taxonomy places the organism in Eukaryota, Viridiplantae, Streptophyta, Magnoliopsida, Magnoliales, Magnoliaceae. Gene Ontology annotation, molecular function: protein binding. The record is from RefSeq and is a predicted model, not a curated record. The coding region runs from base 1 to 906 and encodes 301 amino acids. The transcript is spliced from 2 exons.